Molecule: messenger RNA, 300 nt
Organism: Trichoderma atroviride IMI 206040
Lineage: Eukaryota; Fungi; Ascomycota; Sordariomycetes; Hypocreales; Hypocreaceae
Source: RefSeq, a predicted model, not a curated record
UCUUGCGCUACUCCCAUCAUCUACGAUGCCCUUGUUGGCGGUGGCGCAACCAGGCUAUCGGCUGCGCUGACUCUGGCCCGCGUUUGUCGUUCUUCCAUCGUCUUCGACUAUGGAGAGUAUCGCAAUCACGGCGCAAAAGAGAUGUACACAUUUCUGUCUCGAGAUGAGAUCUCUCCAGAGUCGUUCCGUUCCAUUGCACGACAGCAGAUUGAAGAGAAAUAUUUGAGCCAAGUCUCGUUCAAGGCUGCAAAGAUUGUUACAAUCACCAACACUGAGAUUCUUCCCGGCUACGAAGGCUUC